GACACAUUAUAAAACAGAGUGAAAGUGAAAUUGUCUAGACACAAAGCACAAGACGCAUUCAUCUUCUUGAGUUAGGUACAUGGCUGCUGAGCAAGGUGGCAGAUUUUCCUCCAUUGAAGUACCUCUUUUGAAUGAUGAAAAAGUGUAUCAUGUGAAUAGUUCCAAUGAGGCAGUGACAAAAAUUAAGGAACAACAACACCAGACGGUUCAUGUGGGUAAUGCUUCUUUGUUCAAAACUGGCUUCCAUCUUGUUAAUGCUAUCUCAGGAGUUGGUAUUGUUUCAAUACCAUAUGCACUAGCAUCAGGAGGAUGGUUAAGCAUAAUAUUACUAUUUAUUAUAGCCAUUGCAUGUUGUUACACAGGAACAUUGGUAAAAAAAUGCAUGGACAUGGAUCUUGAAAUCAGAACAUUUUCUGACAUAGGUCAACAUGCAUUUGGAAACAAAGGAAGAUUAAUAGUAUCUAUCAUCAUGAAUUCUGAACUGUAUUUAGCAGUAACAGGUUUUCUGAUUUUAGAAGGAGAUAAUCUAAAUAAACUAGUACCAAACAUGGAAAUUCAUCUACCAUGGUUAACAAUUGGUGGUACAACAAUGUUUACUAUGGUUACUGCUGUUAUUAUUUUGCCUACUGUUUUGUUGGAGGAUAUCAGUUUGUUGUCUUAUGUGUCUGUUGGUGGUGCUUUAGCUUCUUCAAUUUUCAUCUUUUCUUUGUUGUGGAAUGGUGCUAUUGAUGGAACAGGUUUUGAUGGAAAAGGAAAAUUUUUUAUAUUCAGUGGAAUACCUUCUGCUGUUAGUUUGUAUGCUUUUUGUUAUAGUGCUCAUCCAGUUCUUCCUACACUCUAUAAUUCUAUGAGGAACAAAACUCAUUUCUCAACUGUCCUGUUACUAAGCUUUUUAGCAUGCACACUUGGUUAUGCAGCAGCAGCAAUACUAGGCUACUUAAUGUUUGGAGAAGAUGUUGAAUCACAAGUAACUCUAAAUCUUCAAACAGGAAAGUUAAGUUCACGUGUUGCAAUAUACACAACCUUAGUGAAUCCAAUAGCAAAAUAUGCAUUAAUGCUUACACCAGUUAUAAAUGCAAUUAAAAUGAAAAUUUCAUGCAAUUAUUUCAACAAAAGGGUCACACACAUGAUUAUUAGUACAUCUUUAUUAGUAACUUCUCUUAUUAUAGCAGUGACUAUUCCUUUAUUUGGUUACCUUAUGUCACUUGUUGGAGCAUUGUUAAGUGUGUCAGCUUCAAUUUUGGUGCCAACAGUUUGUUACUUGAAGAUUUCAGGAGCUUAUAAGAGAUUUGGAUUUGAAAUGAUUAUUAAUUAUUUGAUCAUUGUAAUGGGGGUAGCUAUUGCUGUUUUUGGUAGUUAUAGAUCUAUUGUGGAUAUAAUUCAAAAUUUGUACUUAGAAUGAUUAAAUUGGAAGUUUGACUUGGAAUAGUUUGUUUUAUUUCUUUGUUGUCUAAAGAAGUACUUUAGUUUUUGUUUGUUA
Cicer arietinum (chickpea) is the source of this 1480-nucleotide messenger RNA. Its product is annotated as amino acid transporter AVT1I-like. Gene Ontology annotation, biological process: amino acid transmembrane transport. NCBI's taxonomy places the organism in Eukaryota, Viridiplantae, Streptophyta, Magnoliopsida, Fabales, Fabaceae. Gene Ontology annotation, molecular function: L-amino acid transmembrane transporter activity. Gene Ontology annotation, cellular component: vacuolar membrane. The record is from RefSeq and is a predicted model, not a curated record.